This is a messenger RNA of Schizosaccharomyces octosporus yFS286, 2667 nucleotides long. RefSeq lists its product as uncharacterized. The transcript has a single exon. The coding region runs from base 156 to 2450 and encodes 764 amino acids. The record is from RefSeq and is a predicted model, not a curated record. Lineage: Eukaryota; Fungi; Ascomycota; Schizosaccharomycetes; Schizosaccharomycetales; Schizosaccharomycetaceae. Gene Ontology annotation, molecular function: protein binding.
UUCAGUUGCAGCAAGGGAAUUCGUGUUUUGCGUACACUUUGGUCCUUGACUUUUACCACCACCAAAUCCUCGCAAAAUCAAAAAAGUCCCAAAACACUGCCAUUAGGCGUUUGGUCUGUUAAUCUAGCACGAGUGUUUUGUAAAUAAGGGACGAAAUGGCUUCUUUUGGUGAAUUGUCCUUAUUGGGUGAGGUUUCUGUUUCCUCUACCGUAGAAAAAAAGAAUGGAUAUCGUUCUAGCGGUACUGUGGCUUUAGAAAACGGACAGGAAUCAUCAUCAUUUGUAGCAGUACAAAUUGAAAAACAUGGAAUAGAAAUCUAUAAUCUCAGGGAAGAACGUCUGUUUGCAUCUUGUCCACUACCAGAAAAAACUAUUUUCUCUUGUAAGCCCAUGUACCUCCAUGAGGGAAAUUCGCAUUACAUUUGGGCUUGUACAUCAUCCGCAAAAAGUAGGGGUGAAUGGAAGUUAUUAAGCUGGAAGCAUAAUGAACUUCAAGAGCAUGGUGAGGUACGUUUUCGGGAUUUGUCUAACAAGCCCAUAUUUUCUAUCCAAUUCAUUGCAUCUUCUGGGCAGCUAGUACUUGUCUUUACAAAUGGAGAAGUUUCGUUUCUUGAUCCAGAGGAUGAUAUGAUUCAGUCUGCUGCCUCCAUUCAAGGGUCGGCUACUUUGUUUCAAACUGGUUGCGUAUCCAAACAGGUUGUACCGAAAACAGAAGAAAAUGAAGAGAAUAACUCUUCAAACAUGGACGGAAAGACUCAAAGUCAAAUUGGCGAAGACCUUUUGCCUUCCGUCAAUUCUUCAACUACCACGACAAAUAUCUAUCUUCUUUACGCACUUAAUAUCGAAAAGAUAAAGCAAUUCUAUGUAAGUGUUUUUUCCACAUCAGAGAAACGAUUUCUCUACACAAAGCCGAUUGAAUUAGGUUCUUCUAGUCCUCCUACCCACGUCUUGCUGACAAAAAACUGUGAAAACAUAUUUGCCUUUUUUCCCAAAAAUGUUUUCAUUUAUGCCUCUAAUGAAUCCAAUGGUUCAUAUCAACGUGUAAAAUCUUUCCAGCUAGAAGAUAUGCCGGCUUUAUCUAAUGUGGAUUUAAUAUUUGAUAAGUUUUGUCUUGUGCAAACGAAAAAUCAGGUUUCCUUGUGGGAUUUAACAUAUGGUACUAUUCAGGACGUUUUUGAUACGGAAAAUGAUAUCGCAUUCAUAACAGUGACCAUAAACGGAAACCCCUCUAGGAGAAGUGGCUCGAAGACAAAUACAACUAUUUCUGGAAAUAUCAUUUUAUUGCAGAAGAAGACUAUUGCAUCACUUCCAUUUACAAUGCCGUCAGUUAUGUCUCUUGCGGAUGCAAUUGGAAAGAGAAAAGCGAAAAUUGGUAGAAUUUUAACAAAGCCUGAAACCAUAGCUGAUGGCGCUCUUACAAAGUCAAAGAACAGCGUCACUCUUUGCGAGCAGUUGUUAAAGAAUGUGCAACUGCAAGAUACCUCCCUGCGGAAUGAGUUGCAACAGCUUCAAACGUUUGUGCAAACGAAAGAUGGUGAAUCUUUUGAUGCCAAGUUUUUGAAGUUUGUUGAAGGAUUUCAGACUCAAAACUCUACUAACCGGAAACUUUUAAAAACAAACAGCGUCCUUCCUAUUCCGUUUGUUCAUGCUAUAGAAAGUAUUCUCUUUUCACCUAACCAAGAGCAAGAUUUGGAUCUCUUGUGUCCAGCUAAGGCUACUUUAAAUUACCUUUUAAGAAAUCGUUUGUUUACUUCUUCGAUCUUGAGACUUCACCCCUCAAGAUCUAUCUUUAAUUGCAUUUAUAAAUUUCAAAAAGAAUCGGCUCUUUUGUUACUGGAACGAACACUCGAUCUUCCUGCUUUUGAGGUUGGUUGUGCCAUUAAAAAGGCUUUGUCUAGUAUGAAGACAAAGCUUCUAAAAAUUGGACUUCUGAGACUUUCUCAAUUCGAUAGCGCGGAAGCUCAAGAAGCGUUGCUACUCACUUUAGCUCAAGAAGAUUUCGAUCUGUUAUUUAAGCUAAUUUGUGCUUCUAUUACCGGUAAGAAGACAUCGGUUCCUUUGAAUCUCGAUAUGGAGAUCCUUAUUUAUACUGCUUCUACAGUGUUGGAUGCUAUGGGUGUUGGGGGCAUUGCUGCUAGUAAUGAAAAUCAAAAUACCGCUCAGGAAUUAUAUUCAGGCUUGCAGUCAAAAAUUACUUCACUUACUGCGAUGUCUCUUGUUCUCCCUGCUGUUUCGGAACUUAUAAAACAUAAGAAGAAGGCUACAGCUGAAAACACUUUUGUUCAUCCUAAUCCUCAACCAAAGGCUGUUGUUGACGAUAGAGCUGAUUUAGCAACUCUUUUGAAGAAGGAUGGAAUGGCUGAACAGAGGAAGAACAAGAGUCAAAGAGCUCGCGGUAAAGAGCUUGAUAUGACUAUAGGAAGAUAUACUAUUGAGCGCUUAGAAAUCUAACUAGCAAUCUAGAAAAAAAAAAUUUGUGGUGUUUAAUAUAUAGGGUGUAUUAUGGAAUAAAAUUUUUUUUGUUUAAUGGGAAAAUUAUUGUGGCUCAAAGAUAAAAUAAUACGAACUGUCUGAUACGCUUCUGUUAACUUAUAUUAAUAUUUACACGAAUGAGAUUUUUGAUCGGGUCGAAUAUUUUUUUAUUUUUGUUGCCAUGACUGAGAAGUAG